Colletotrichum karsti is the source of this 1503-nucleotide messenger RNA. RefSeq names its product aldehyde dehydrogenase. The transcript has 3 exons. The record is from RefSeq and is a predicted model, not a curated record. The coding region runs from base 1 to 1503 and encodes 500 amino acids. Gene Ontology annotation, molecular function: oxidoreductase activity, acting on the aldehyde or oxo group of donors, NAD or NADP as acceptor. NCBI's taxonomy places the organism in Eukaryota, Fungi, Ascomycota, Sordariomycetes, Glomerellales, Glomerellaceae.
AUGGCAUCCGUAAAGCUCACAGCCCCCAAUGGGCGAAGCUACCUUCAACCUACAGGACUCUUCAUCAACAACCAAUGGGUAGAGUCUUCCGAUGGCGGCAAAGUAGCCAGCAUCAACCCCACCAACGAACAAGAAAUCGUCUCCGUCCACGCCGCGACGGGCAAAGAUGUCGACACGGCCGUGCGAGCGGCACGAAAAGCCCUCAACCACCCGAGCUGGCGGGAACUACCCGCCUCGGACCGCGGGAAGCUCAUGGCGCGCCUCGUCGGGCUGAUGGAGGAGCACCGCGAGACCCUGGCCACGAUCGAAACCUGGGACAACGGCAAGCCGUACCUGGUCUCGCUCAAUGAGGACCUCACUGAGGCCAUCGAGACGCUCAGAUACUACAGCGGCUUCGCAGACAAGGUAUUUGGCCAGGUAAUCGAGACCACGCCUGAGAAAUUCGCUUAUACCGUCCGCGAACCGGUUGGAGUGUGCGGCCAGAUCAUCCCUUGGAAUUACCCCCUGGCAAUGGCUGCAUGGAAACUGGGCCCUGCCCUAGCCACAGGCUGCACAGUCGUCCUCAAACCCGCAGAGCAAACCCCCCUCUCCAUCCUAUACUUCGCCAACCUCGUCGUCGAAGCCGGCUUCCCGCCCGGCGUGAUCAACAUCGUCAACGGCCUCGGCGCCGUCGCGGGCGCAGCCCUCGCAUCCCACACGGACGUCGACAAGAUCGCCUUCACCGGGUCCACCGCCACAGCCAAGGAAAUCAUGAAGAUGGCGAGCCACAACCUCAAGAACAUCACGCUCGAGACGGGCGGCAAGAGCCCCCUCAUCGUCUUCGACGACGCCGACAUGGACACCGCCGUCCACUGGGCCCACGCCGGCAUCAUGUCCAACCAGGGCCAGAUAUGCACCGCGACGUCGCGCAUCCUGGUCCAGGACGCCGUCUACGACAAGUUCCUGGCGGCGUUCCGGGAGCGGGUGACCAAGAUCUCAAGGGUCGGCGACCCCUUCGAGGAGACCACCUUCCAGGGCCCCCAGGUCACGAAGGCGCAGUUCGAAAGGGUGCUUUCCUAUGUCGACAUCGGCAAGCGGGAGGGCGCGAAGCUCGAGCUUGGUGGCCGGCCGUUCAGACCUGAUGCCGAUGGCUACUUCGUCGAGCCCACGGUGUUCACCGAGGUUUCUCCCCAGAUGAGAAUCUUCAGGGAGGAAGUGUUCGGGCCGUUCGUCGUCAUCUGUCGGUUCAAGUCUGAGGAAGAGGCCAUCGCGCUCGCCAACGAUACGCAGUACGGUCUGGGAAGCGCUAUCUUCACCACGAACUUGACCCGUGCCCACACCGUAGCGAAGAAGAUCGAGGCCGGCAUGGUGUGGAUCAACUCGAGUAACGACAGCGAUUGGCGUAUUCCGUUUGGUGGCGUGAAGCAGAGCGGAAUCGGUAGGGAGCUGGGCGAGGCCGGACUUGCUGCCUACUCAAACAUCAAGGCCGUCCAUGUAAAUCUGGCCAUACCAUCAAAGCUGUAG